This is a messenger RNA of Xiphophorus maculatus (southern platyfish), 3367 nucleotides long. It is a transcript of the gene ddx61, whose product is annotated as probable ATP-dependent RNA helicase ddx6. NCBI's taxonomy places the organism in Eukaryota, Metazoa, Chordata, Actinopteri, Cyprinodontiformes, Poeciliidae. Gene Ontology annotation, molecular function: ATP binding; mRNA binding; RNA helicase activity. Gene Ontology annotation, biological process: cytoplasmic stress granule assembly; P-body assembly. The coding region runs from base 883 to 2334 and encodes 483 amino acids. The record is from RefSeq and is a predicted model, not a curated record. Gene Ontology annotation, cellular component: cytoplasmic stress granule; P-body. The transcript has 13 exons.
AUUCAUCGAAGAAGAGGAGGCGACCAUGUUGAUUUAAAGGAAGAAGAAACACAAUAGAGACGAAUUAUUUCAAGAUAUUUUCAGCUAAUUUAGAAGAAAAUUGUUAAUUCACCGCACUCAGAGCAUCGCUCGUACAGUAACGCAGCUUUUCAGGUGGGACGUUUGAGUCGUUGGUCUGGAUCUUUUGGAGGCGGGGAGUUUGCGGCGCUGCACGCUUCGGGCCGACCGGAUCAUCCCUGGUGUUGACGGAGAGGAGGAGGAAUAAACCCGGAGCACAACGGAAACGCACUGAGGACUCUACAAGGGCGGAAAGCUUCUCUGCUUUGGACUAAAUUCCUUGUUGGAACUUUAUUUUUUUUCCACACAUGAAGAAACAGAACCUCUCCCAGUGGAGAUAAAUGAAAUUCUGGCUUUCUGGAGACGACCGUGUACAAAGUUGGACUUCCUGUUCUCUGGAUCAGGGACAUGCAGCAGCUCUCUGGGACUGGCAGUAAAAAGCAGAGAUAUUAUUGACGAUAGAAACUCAUUUUGGUGCAGAUUGCCCUAGUUGUUCUGUUUCAGGACUGGAACCACUUCGAUGCUUGUUCACGUAUAAUUUUUCUAUAUCGUGGACGAGUCUAUUUCUGCACAUGGUUGCAGAUUUCUCUUCAUUUGGAAGAGUUUUUGUGUAAAAACUAGUUUUGUUUUUGUCGGCUCUGCAGCGGUCACUGUGAUGAGCUGCAGCUUCGUGUUUAUAUGUAAAUAUUACUGAGCCAUUUCUCUGCAAAGCGCUUUGGACACACAGAGAAUAUUGUUGAACGCUUUAUUAAACUUUAGGAUUUUUUACUGACGACAGAAUUUAAGAGACAAAAAUCUAAAAAAACAAACAGAAGUUCAGGAAAAAUGGCAACAGCCCGAACGGAAAACCUCGGUCCGGUCGUGAUGGGACUGAAUAAGCAGAACGGGCAGCUCAAAGGACAGACCAAACCUGCCGCAGGACCCCCAGCAUCAACUCAAGGAAAGAAUCCAGCCGGGAGCAACCAGGACGGCGGCGGAAUCAAGUUUGGAGACGACUGGAAGAAAUGCCUACAGCUCCCCCCGAAGGACAACAGGGUCAAAACCUCAGACGUCACGGCAACCAAGGGGAACGAGUUUGAAGAUUACUGCCUGAAAAGGGAACUCCUGAUGGGAAUCUUUGAGAUGGGCUGGGAGAAACCGUCGCCGAUCCAGGAGGAGAGCAUUCCCAUCGCGCUGUCCGGGCGCGACAUCCUGGCACGAGCGAAGAACGGCACGGGGAAAAGCGGCGCCUACCUGAUCCCGCUGCUGGAGCGGAUAGACCUGAAGAAGGACCACAUACAGGCCAUCGUCAUGGUGCCCACACGGGAGCUGGCGCUGCAGAUGAGCCAGAUCUGCAUCCAGCUCAGCAAACAUCUGGGCGGAGUCAAGGUGAUGGCGACGACCGGCGGAACCAACCUGAGGGACGACAUCAUGCGCCUGGACGAGACCGUGCAUGUCGUCAUCGCCACGCCCGGCCGCAUCCUGGACUUGAUAAAGAAAGGCGUGGCGAAGGUGGACCGGGUCCAGAUGAUGGUGAUGGACGAGGCGGACAAGCUGCUCUCUCAGGACUUCGUGGUUCUCAUCGAGGACAUCAUCAGCUUUCUGGCCAAGAACCGGCAGAUCCUGCUCUACUCCGCAACCUUCCCCAUCAGCGUCCAGAAGUUCAUGGUGAAGCACCUUCAGAAACCCUAUGAGAUCAACCUGAUGGAGGAGCUGACCCUGAAGGGCAUCACCCAGUUCUACGCCUACGUGACGGAGCGCCAGAAGGUCCACUGCCUCAACACGCUCUUCUCCAGGCUGCAGAUCAACCAGUCCAUCAUCUUCUGUAACUCCACCCAGCGGGUGGAGCUGCUGGCCAAGAAGAUCACGCAGCUGGGAUACUCCUGCUUCUACAUCCACGCCAAGAUGAUGCAGGAGUACAGGAACCGCGUGUUCCACGACUUCAGGAACGGGCUGUGCAGGAACCUGGUCUGCACCGAUCUCUUCACCAGAGGAAUCGACAUCCAGGCUGUGAACGUCGUCAUCAACUUUGAUUUCCCUAAAAAUGCAGAAACGUACCUCCAUCGCAUCGGGAGGUCAGGGCGGUUCGGCCACCUGGGUCUGGCCAUCAACCUGAUCACCUCGGAGGACCGCUUCAACCUGAAGGCCAUCGAGGAGCAGCUGGUGACCGACAUCAAGCCCAUCCCCAGCAGCAUCGACAAGAGCCUCUACGUGGCCGAGUACCACUCCGGGCCCGUUACCGACGGCGACGAGGACGAUGCGGAGGAGAAGCCGCCGCGCCAGCAGGACAGUACCUAAAGCAGAGCAUCGUGACACUCCGGGCUUCGCCAGACGUCUUUGCUCCACACUACUCUUCAUCAUCUUCCUCUUCAUCCCUCGCUUCCAGAACCUUCCGGCCGGUUCCUCACAGUUCUGCUUGUUGUUCUGCACCGGCUCCAACCUGGACUCCAAACCGAGUCGUGCAUGCCCGCCGCCCCCUCACCCGCCCCUGACGCCGCCGUUCUCACUUAAGUGCCUUACUUCCUCCCUGGCGCACGCUCCCCCCCCGUCCUGCUGCAGCAGCAGAGCACAAACAGCAAACCCGUCGCAGCGCCCGUUAUGCAACAAACCCACAACCCGCCACCUUGUCCUGCCCGGACGCCGCUCUCCGAGGCGUCGCAAUAAAAAAUGGCAGCUUUCUUUAAACGCAGCGCGACUUUUCCCCUCAUGAAUUAGAAGAACGAGCAAAAGCGCAGAAACUUCCUGCGUGGAUCUGAUGGCGUGCACGGGGAAAACGGGAGCAGCUCCUGUUUUUACUGUGAACCGCUGCAACAGAAACCUCCGAUCCGCUCUCAGUCGACCCGAACGGGUCUGGCGCCGGUGCAGAACAGCAGCUGAAACUUCCCUUUCCAUUUUAUUCCUUCUGGUUUUCAUUGAGGCGCGUCGGAAGCCCGGACUUGUCACGCGUAGUUGAAUGUAUUAGAUGCCAAUGUUUGUUCUGCAGCCCGGACCGGGCUCCUCCGGUCCGGUUCUGAGCCCAGGCCCGGAUAACGCCGCAGUUUGAUGCAGUGAAUCUGAUGAACGUUUGGUUCUGAUUGGAUGUCCGUGUAAAUUUGAAGCCAAACUUGUGAGCUUUUCCAGUUUUCCACCAGAACCAAACUGCGGCGUUAUCCGUGAACUGGACUCGGCUUUGAGCCCAGAAACUUCUGAACAUUUCUGUUGUUUUUUUUUGUUGUUUUUUUGCUGCUGAGUGAAACUGGUUCAGGUUUUCUUUUCCUGACGGACCAGGGAGCGAUGAAACCAGCUCCGGCUCUACCGGACCACGCUAGACGGGUUCCCCCCUCCUGCAGCA